AUGGACAAAAGUGCGAGUCAGCCUGUUGCUGGAUCUGUAUUGGAUUCUGUUGUUCGAAAUUUGACUAGAGCCGCAUAUGGACAGGAGAUUAGAAAUGUGCCUGACGAGAAUAUGGAACAAUAUAUUGCUGAUUUGAUUAUGAAAGAGGCAAAUAAGAAGCACGAGCAGUAUGAAACUUUUGGUACAAGUGCUCUUCUUUCUAGAGAUCGUUUGUUGGUUACAAACAAGCGUUUUUUGGCAAAUAUCAUUCGUGGUACAGACGCACAUAAUGAAAACCUCGCUCAUCAAGAACAACGGGAUGCUGCUAAAAGGUUAGCCAGACUGGAUUCUGGAGAUGUAUCCGAGCCAGUUUCACAAACUACCAAACUGCAUGGUUCACGUUCUUCAUUGUCACCAUCUAAACCUAUUCAAAAAAAGUUGCUUACAAACCAAUCCUAUAGCAACGAUGACUGCAACUCUAUCUCCACCGAGUCUCGUCAAGAAACAGUAAAAGAGUGUCGCAAGAUUCGAGGUCGAGGCGCAACUGGACCACGCAGUCUAGAUCGAUUCUUUCAAGAUAAAUACUUGCCUGGUCUUGAUAUCAACAACUUUGACGACGAAUCGUUAGAUGUGUAUGUGGAUAAUCUUGAAAAACUCAAACAAGCCACACCGAGAAAAAGGUGUAUUAGUCAGGACUCUGAUAGCUUAGAUAGCACACUUGAUCAUUGCACUGUAAAUACAGAGCGUGACGAGAUGACCAGUACAAACUCUCAUAAUGACUCUCGCAAACGAAAGCAUAAAUCCAAGACCCGAAAGGUUAAAAAACAGUCAAAGAAAUCCAAACAUUCCAAACAUUCCGACUCGGAAGACAAUCAAUCCACUAGAACAAAAAAGUCUAAAAAAUCCAAAGAGCGCCAGAAUGCCAGCAGUCCCAACGCUCGAUUGGGUCAAGUGAUGGACAAAUCGUCGCAUUCUACUCCAGUCUUGCCCGCUACGUGUCCUUGGUGA
Molecule: messenger RNA, 987 nt
Organism: Batrachochytrium dendrobatidis JAM81
Lineage: Eukaryota; Fungi; Chytridiomycota; Chytridiomycetes; Rhizophydiales
Exons: 3
Coding region: 1-987 (328 amino acids)
Source: RefSeq, a predicted model, not a curated record